Trematosphaeria pertusa is the source of this 1525-nucleotide messenger RNA. RefSeq lists its product as uncharacterized. Lineage: Eukaryota; Fungi; Ascomycota; Dothideomycetes; Pleosporales; Trematosphaeriaceae. The record is from RefSeq and is a predicted model, not a curated record. The coding region runs from base 23 to 1438 and encodes 471 amino acids. The transcript has a single exon. Gene Ontology annotation, molecular function: protein binding.
ACCAGACCCAAAAUACGCCGCGAUGACAUCGUCCCUCGACGCCUUCCCAGCAGAGCUGUUCCUAGAAGUCGUCAAAUACCUCACACACCAUGAUCUAGCGCAGCUUAUGCGCGUCUCACACCGCCUGCACCAACUGAUCGAGCCUGUCGUGUGGACGAAGAUCGAGCUGCACAGGUUCUCCUUCCAUGAAGAUAACGCCCUCGUGCAGCUCCGGCAGGGGGAGGCAGCCUUGCAGCGACCGUAUCGACGACCUGCUAAUCUACUUAACCGGCGAGAGACGUACUGGGUGGAUAACCUGGACCGAGAUCAAGACGUAGCAUCCACGCUAUUCCUGAAUCUUUUCUGCCAAAAGACGUUAGUUGAUCGGCAUCGAGCAGAGCAUUUGGCCGGCUUGGUGCGCUGGCUGUGUGUGCCUGUUAAUGGGUGGAACGCCAAUCUGGGGCAGGGCAGUAACGCGGACAAAUUGGAUCCCUGGAACGCGCUCGCGACGCUCAAGAAUCUCGAGUAUCUCGAGAUCUCAGCUCUCUGGAAGUCUCCCGACGAGGUGGAGCCUUUCAAGGGCGGUGCGCAGCCGCUGUCGAAGCUGCAGACCCUCAAGCUGCGGGGAUAUAUCCCAGCGGAGUUCGUACGCUACGCUUGCGCCAACCCUUCGACGAUUACCGAGCUGCAGCUGGCCAUUCUCGAUGCACCCAUCGGAUCGAUCCUGUGCAGAGAGCGGCCAAAUCCGCCUCCGCCAGCCGAUCCUGAAGAUGACGAGCCGGAGGACUUCGAUCAGGAGGUGGUUGCACCCCGUCCGCUCGCCUGCCUGACGCCUGAAAUCAUCUCCCAAUUCACCUCUUUGACCCAUCUGUACCUCUGCAGGCCCUGCGACGGCCCUGAGCCUGCCGAAGGUUAUACGGAUAUAUGCGACAUAUACACGUCCAUAAAGUCCGACACGCGCGCGCUAAAAGAAUGGGCCUCCCUGAUUCGCUCCACAAGAAGCCACCUCUCGCAGCUCACCCUCGACCAGCGACCAGUAGGCAACUCAACCGAGCCCGACGCCACCGAAAACGCAGAGUUCCUGGAAGAAUACUGCAACGGCCCAGGGUACCUGCGGUUCGUCGAACUCGUGCUGCCAGCGCUGCUGGAGGACGCCGACUGGCCUGCACUACGGCGCAUCAGGCUGUUCGGCUUUGAGAACGAGACGCCCGGGGAGAAGAGCCACGAUUUAGUAGGGAGGUUGAAAGAGUGGUUUGGCGACGGCGUCGACGUAGUGAAUGGACGUGGGAGGAGAAUCAUUAUGGAGGAUGAUACUGGGGAGGUUCAGAGCGGGGGCGAUGCGUUGGAUACUUGCAAUAGCUUUGACGAGGAGGAUGAAGGGGAGACACCGCUUUGGCAGAUCCGCGAGGGAAGCGCAUGGGGCGACUGGAGUUUCGGAUCGGUUCCUAGGCUGGCGUAGCGGAAGCUCCCUGUGGGAUCUGGCAACACGUUAAAAGACCUCAUUCAUACGUACUCACUGGGCUGUUGUCGGAAUUAAGUAAAAGCC